ACACGUACUGUUUGUUUUUGCAGCAAGAAAUCUAGUUUUACUGCAUUUUUAAAUGUAAAUUCGCUUUUAAAUUACGGUUUAUCGAAAUGUUCAUCUUGUGAAAACAUAACUAGUUGGUGUGCUUACGGUAAAUAGUGUUUAUUUUUAUGGCAAGCAAAGUUUACCAUCACGGCAGCAGCGGUAGAUGCAACAGGAAGAGAAAAAUGGAAGCAUCCGGCUUUUCUCUUGCGGUGGUGUUAUUUCUGUCGAUAACUAGCGGUAUUGCCACGAAUACCAACUCCGGUGGUCCACAAAUGAUCAAGUUGCUGGAAGAGGAAGCUUGCACGCAACUUCGGGAUCUGUGCUCGAGUGUGCCAAACGGUGCGGAAGAUCUGAAAGCUUUGGAGUGCGUUCAGAAUUUACCCCGGGAGCAACUGGAAGCGCUGACCGACCCCUGCCAGCAGCUUAUCUGGAGCCACACGCUGGAGUUGAUGGACGAUCGGAACAUUCAACGGCUGGUGCAUAAGGGCUGUCCAAAACAUUUUGACAAAUUCGACUGCACGGUUAAAGCGGAACCGGGACAAUAUUUGUCUUGCGUAAUCGACCAGCGAGAUCUGGUCAAAGGAAACGGAUGUCGAGAAUAUAUUCAGCGGCUUGAGUAUGUUGCCUUUUCCGAUUAUCGGUUGAUAGGACGUUUUCUUAAGGACUGUAAAAGAGACAUUGAAUCACUGAACUGCGGAAGGAUUGGCAGUGACAAAGUUUCCCAAGGGGAAACUAUAUCCUGUCUUCAGAAUCAUUUGGACAAUUUAAACGGUGAAUGUAAGCGGGGUGUUUUGCAUCUGUCGGAAAUUCAAACCGACGACCUGAAGCUGGAUCGACAGCUAUUUCUAUCGUGCGCUGUUGACGCAAUUCGUUUCUGUCCAUCAAUUCCGCCUGGUUCGCAACUGGUGCUGAAAUGUUUGAUGAAAAAUCGAAAUGAUGUCGGAAUGACGGAACACUGUCAAAAGCAGCUUUUACGAAGAGAGCGACUAAUCGCGCACGAUUAUAAACUGAGCAAAGGGUUGACUCGGGCUUGUAAGGAGGACAUUAAGCAGUAUCAUUGUCGGCGCGGUGUUUCAGAUGACAAGGACGUUCGAUUGGCGCAGAUUCUGCUUUGCUUGGAAGCAAUACAGAAGAAUAACUCGAAGUUGAGCCACGAUUGCGUAUCGGAGAUCAACGACCAUCGUCGAAUGCUAAUGGAAGACUACAAACUUUCGCCGGAGAUUCUCACGGGAUGCGCGGAUGACAUCGACAAGUUUUGCAGUAAUCUGGACGCGGGUGGGAAAACCAUCCACUGCCUGAUGGAUCAUGCCAGACCGAAAAAGAAGAAGGAACGAAGGGUGACGGACACCUGCCAGAGAGCGCUGGAAUCGCUGGUCAAAGUUGCCGAUGUUGGCGAGGACUGGCGUGUCGAUCCGGUGCUGCGGAAAGCUUGCAAGCCGGUCGUGGACGUUGCCUGUAGUGACACCGAAGGUGGAGACGCUCGGGUUAUGUCGUGUUUGAUGGAAAAAUUGGGAACAAACUUCAUGAAUGCAGAAUGCGAGUCGGCUUUGCUGCAGAUUGAGUACUUUGUUGCCAGAGAUUUCAAGCUAGAUCCGCAGCUGUACAGAAAUUGCAAAGACGAUGCCAUUCGGUUCUGUAAGGCAAAGAAAACCUGGGCUGAUUUGGAUAAUGCUCAAAUGGAUCCGGACCGCGGUCCGUUGAUUCUGCCGUGCUUGCAUCGGUAUGCGUACCACCCGGAAAAGGAUAUGCAACUCAAACAGGAGUGUUUCCAGGAAGUAAAACGGGUCAUGCGACAGCGGGCUCGCUCGGUCGAUCUGAUUCCUGAAGUCGAGGACGAAUGUAUUGACGAUUUGGCCUUCUUCUGCUCGGACAAGACCGGCAAAGGAGAGGAGAUGCUCUGUCUGCAAGAGAAUCUAGAAAAGCUACAGCAGAAAUGUAAAGAUGCCGUCAGCAGCUACACCGAAGAAGAAGCAGCUCAUGUAGAAUUAAAUCCGGUAAUAAUGGCUGUUUGUGGUGAUGCCAUGCAAAAACACUGCGCAGAAAUCCUGAAAACUGGUAAAGACGAAGGCGAUGUGAUGGAGUGUCUGAUUUCAUACAAGAACGAUCCAGAUAUGCGUAACGAUGUCAAGUGUCGUUCGGCUAUCGAACACUUCCAGAUUAUUUCCUUGAAAAACUAUCACUUUACGUACAAAUUCAAGGAAGCCUGUCGUCCUUAUGUGACCCGAUUCUGUCCCCACAGCAACACCAAGUAUGAUGUAGUCGCUUGCCUAAGUGAAAUCAUGCGAAACGACACCAUCAAGGGCGCUAAGCAUUCUGUUCCGAAGGAAUGUCGCCAGCAGGUUCGGGCUCAGCUCUAUCAACAACGAGAAAAUAUUGACUUCGAUCCCAAGCUGAAAGCUGCCUGCCGGGAAGAGAUCAUCGCGUAUUGCUUCAACAUACCUCACGGAUCCGGACAGGUGAAUAGGAACAAUGUUUUGGAAUGCCUUCAAACUCACAACGGCAAACUGGGUCCACAGUGCGAGCACAUGUUGUUCGCAAUCAAAAAAUCCGAACUGACCGAUAGCGCAACCGAUUAUGUGUUACUGAAUACCUGCAGAGAGAUGAUUCGUCAGUACUGCCAUGAUACCGACCCGGCCGCUAUGCUGGGAUGUUUGAAGAUACACAAGGACGAGAAUCUGUUCGAUAGCAAGUGCCACCUGGUGGUAGUGAAUCGUAUGAUUGAGCAAAACAUGGACUAUCGUUUUAAUCCAACACUGCAGACGGCCUGCUCGAAAGACAUUGCCGAUCAUUGUACGGAAAUAGUAGCUGGUGCCCAAGCCAACGAGGAACUUAACGGGAAAGUAAUAGGGUGCUUGAAAAUCAAAUUCCGUGAAGGAAAACUGCACACUGAUUGUGAAAAACAGAUGACCGAAGUGUUACACGAGCAAGCGCUCAACUAUAAGUUGAAUCCCCUGCUGCAAAGUGUGUGCCAGGAUGAGAUUCAGGUUUUGUGCGGUUCCACAAUAGACGCAGGGGCGGUGGAAGAUCACGGAAAGGUUGAAGAAUGUCUCAAACAGGCAUUUAUUGACAAAAAGUUGAUUAACCGCGCAUGUAAGGUAGAGGUCGCCGAACUAAUCCAGGAAGGUAAAGCCGAUAUCUACGCUGAUCCGAUGUUGCAGCGAGCUUGUGCUGUAGAUUUGCUCAAAUAUUGUUCGAACGUACAAAGCGGAAACGGAAGGCUGUUGAAAUGCCUGGAAGUAAUUUUACAGGACGAAUCGAAAGCAUUGGACGACGAUUGUAAAAACACGCUGCUCAAAAGAAUGGAAAUGUUCCGAAAUGCUGCUGUGGUCAUUCCCCAGCCGGAAAGCCUCAGCCAGCUGUACAACCAGAUGGCAGAGUCGCCAAUACGGUACUCCGUCGCACUGCUAAUGUUGAGCUUCUUGAGUUUUAUUUUCAUCAUCGGGCUGAUGCUCGGUCGUGUCACACGACGGACAAUAGCCCAGAAGAAUAAAUAGUCACGACAAUGGCGGUGGCGGUGCUGGUGCUGGUGCUGUCGGUCGCUGCUCCGGCCGCAACGCAGGCUCCCCUCCAAGCUGGUCGCUUAUCUGUAAGUAGAACAUGAAUUUGCACUUGAUUUUUUCAAAAUUUGAAUGAGCGAAACAUGGUGGCAAAGCAAAAAUUGGUUGAAGAAGAAACAGAUGCUGAGAGCGUGUGUGAAUAACCAUCCAACCCUCAACGCAAGUCUGCAGCAGCUAUACGUGUCUGUGUUAUAAACGUUUUUAUUGCCUAACAUUAAGGAUAUUUUUUAAUAAGUUUUUGAAAGCUUCGCGUAUACUGAUUCCUCUUCCAAAAGUCCCGAUCAAUUACAAGCGCUCGUGAGGAAGUUGUAGAACGUACUGUGUAAAAUAUACAAUUUAGUUAGGUUGAUUUGAAUGGGAAACGUCAUAAUUUGUUUUCGAUUCAUAUACCACUAAUAACACUGACUAUAUGCUAAAUCAAUCAAAAACAAUAACACUAAUUUAAAGAGUGAUUAUGAGCAUCUAGUGAUGUAGGACACGAGAGACAUGCAAAAUAUCAUAGGAGACAUUUUAUAUGUAGUUUUAAAUUAUCAUUCUGAGGAGUGAAAUAAAAAGUUG
Molecule: messenger RNA, 4136 nt
Organism: Sabethes cyaneus
Lineage: Eukaryota; Metazoa; Arthropoda; Insecta; Diptera; Culicidae
Gene: Glg1
Product: Golgi apparatus protein 1
Exons: 6
Coding region: 147-3515 (1122 amino acids)
Cellular component (GO): Golgi membrane
Molecular function (GO): fibroblast growth factor binding
Source: RefSeq, a predicted model, not a curated record